This is a messenger RNA of Parastagonospora nodorum SN15, 2364 nucleotides long. RefSeq lists its product as hypothetical. The coding region runs from base 1 to 2364 and encodes 787 amino acids. NCBI's taxonomy places the organism in Eukaryota, Fungi, Ascomycota, Dothideomycetes, Pleosporales, Phaeosphaeriaceae. The transcript has 3 exons. The record is from RefSeq and is a predicted model, not a curated record.
AUGAAACAACCUACGAAUGAAGAACAGCAACAUUAUGUCAAGCGCACCGAAGAUGCUGCAGUAUUGGAAUCCUUCAAAGAUGCGGAGGCAAUGACGGAGCCGAGUCUCAAAUCCAGACUCGUCGCUCGUUUCGGAGGGCACGAAGAAGAAAGCAAUGCUAGGCCGACACUUGCGGCGGAGACUAGGAAAUCUCUCGACGAAGAAGACAAUGUCGCUAUUCCAACCCCUAUCGAUGCGACAAUCCCCUGGAAGAUUGUGGCUCCCGACGGCCGCGUGCGAAACAUACGUCAACCCAUUCACGGCUUCGAGCACCUAUUUGACGGGCCAGAUGACUUCCAGGAAGUUCCCAACUCCGGCCGUUCGUGUAAUGCGCCCAGCUUCGCCUAUCAGCCACAGCUUUCGCAAGCACCGGGUCAGACGCCCAUGUUGUACACCUCGGAAUGCCAUCUGAAUAGUGCCGCAGGAACGCCACAGCACAUGUUCGCCUACAAUAACCAUCAGCAACCACGUAGCAAGCACCUACAUGAGAUCAAGGUACCCUCAAAGAGGAAGACCGUACUGAAGCGCAAUGUGCUGAAGAGGACCCGCUCUGUCGCCCAGGAACUUGCCCAGCAUCCGAGCCCACAUGAGGCUACCGACGACGACCAGGCCAACACCAAGAGCGGCGGAGAUGAACUUGACAAUGAAGUCGCCGUAGUCACCGAGGCAUCGAAAACUUUUCAUAUCGGCGAUAUCGAAGCACUCCAAGUCUUUUUCCGCCAGCGCAUCGAUGAGCUUACCAUGAAGCCCGUACGUGGCAUGGUCACCUCUUGGGUCAAGCAGUUGGAACCCAAACGCAAGGGCGGUUACGGCCCAUAUCACAAGAUGCUUCCAUCCGAAGCACCAGAGGAUGCUACUCCACCUUGGUGGCCACACAAUGUGCCGUACAUCGAGCCCGCGCACCUCGACAAAGAUGGUCUCCUGAGCUUAGCCGUGGAAAUCAUGAUGCAGCACCGGGAUGUUCCCAUCGACGAAUGGAAACGUCAACAAUCAUGGUCCCACAAGCUCCGACAGGUAGCACAGUUCGAGAUCGAGAUGACGCCCCAAGAACAAUACUCAUCGUCUCGAAACCCUGCCUUCAGCAAACUGAUGAAAGAGCGAGCCCAGAACGGUAUCAUACCGAGCCUCUUCGACGUAUCUCAAUCUUACGAGGAUCACGUCAACCAGUAUAGCCUGUGGUCAUACAAGAACAUCAAAGACUUCCCCAAAGGCAAGGCCGUCACGUGGCAACUUGUGCCUCGGCCACCGAAGCAGAUAUCCCACAAGAGACCUCGUUCCGCGCCACGACCCAGGGUCAAACGAGAGGAGAUGAUCAUCGAGGCUCUAGUCGAGAGUUCGGGUGACGAGACCGAGCCAGACGACACAAUGUACCGACUUGCUGCUCAAAUCAUACGCAAGAAAGAGGCAAAAGAGGCCCAGCGCAAAGCCAGAGCGGCAGCCGGAUUUUCGACACCUACCACACGAGCGCCAUCUGUCCAACGUGCCUCCCGAGAGCAGACGGUCGAAGCCCCAUCACCCCCAGUGGCCAGUCAAAGAUCUGCUCCAGUGACACCUCAAGCUGAACCCCAGCAUAGGCAAGACCCCAUCAUGGACGGUGGCAAGCCUGUCGUAAGUGCGUCAUUUGAUCAGUCGAUGGACCAUCUACGUCUUCAGGAUGAGGCCAACAGAGGAAAGUUCCUUCAAUGUCAGCAUCGAGCCCAAUCCACUCAUCUUUCGGGGCAAUCUUUCGAUGAGAGUCUGCAAAAUGGCGGUUCUGCCUCUUCUCGGUUAGAACAAAAAGAUGCUGAAGAAGCCAAUCUUGACACGCUCAGUGGCCAGGACCAGGAGGUUCGUCGAGACAUGCAAGCCCUGGAUGAGCUCACACAUCACAACGCAACACCAUCUCCCUACCUCGACACCGCAAGCAAGAUUGAUGAAGACGAUGCCAAAGAAGAUUUCAGUUCGGGGCCGACGAGCGAAGACCAGCAAACACAUGGCGACAUGCCGAUCCUCGACGAGCGGAUGAACUACCAGGAGGGUCAGCCUGUCUUCGUCAACACUUACCAAUCGCCACAAGGCAGCGGCCCUUACGCUGGCCAGGAGGGAUCGCCAUUUACACAGUUCACUAACAACAACUUCAUCGAUCCUACACACAUGCCGAUGUUCAGUGCCUUUCACAUGCAGAUGGCGCAACCUUACGACCACAACAUGACAUCACUCAACAUGCACAUGGUCUACCCAUACAGUUCGGACAGUGCCUACAACCCAAUGGGCGUUACUGCGUCACCAGCAGCGGUCAACUCCUUCGGUGGCCUUCCUUAUGAGUUUUCAGGAUCACAACAUUAA